GGUACUUCUCCCGUUCUUCCAAGGCAUGCGGGGAAAAGUCAAGUUAUUUGCCCCAAUUUUCAUGUCUUCAUUUGAUUUGAGUCGUUUUCAGCGAAUGUGCGACUUGGGAGGAGGUACUGGUAACGUUGCCUACGCUGCUUGUAUGGCCUACCCUAACAUGAAGAUCACGGUGCUCGAUUUACCAUCAGUCGUACAGAAUGCACCACACUUUAGACCUUCCAUCCACGAGUGUCCAAACCAACACAAUGUCACUUUUGUGGCGGGAGACUUCUUUGAGCCCACUCUACCAGCCGCUGACCUAUACGUGUUGACUCAUAUUCUACAUUUGUUUACUGAUGACAAGGUGGACACUCUGUUGGCAAAUAUAUUUGCCAACCUCCCAUCAGGUGGAGGUGUUUUGAUUGGAGAAGUCCUUCUUUACGAUGACAAGUUAGGUCCAUUAUACAGUCAGUACAUGUCUCUGGUCAUGCUUUUGGCAUUUGAUGGACGUGAGAGGUCUGGACUGGAGUACAAGCAGCUGUUGGAGAAACAUGGUUUUAAGGAUGUCCAAUGGAAGUACACCCACACCAACAGUCUUGAUGCUGUCUUGGCUAUCAAACCUUGAACUUAUCUUCUUGUUCAAUGCAUUCUAAUCUAUAAGUGAUUUAUGACUCAGUACA
Messenger RNA from Actinia tenebrosa (Australian red waratah sea anemone), 659 nucleotides. Its product is annotated as acetylserotonin O-methyltransferase-like. Gene Ontology annotation, molecular function: protein dimerization activity; O-methyltransferase activity. The record is from RefSeq and is a predicted model, not a curated record. NCBI's taxonomy places the organism in Eukaryota, Metazoa, Cnidaria, Anthozoa, Actiniaria, Actiniidae.